This is a messenger RNA of Epinephelus fuscoguttatus (brown-marbled grouper), 4729 nucleotides long. RefSeq names its product E3 ubiquitin-protein ligase TRIM21-like. Gene Ontology annotation, molecular function: zinc ion binding; protein binding. Bases 256 to 1890 code for a protein of 544 amino acids. The record is from RefSeq and is a predicted model, not a curated record. The transcript has 2 exons. Lineage: Eukaryota; Metazoa; Chordata; Actinopteri; Perciformes; Serranidae.
AGUUCAUCUUGGGGAAAGGUCACCAUAAUCACUCCCAAACCUGAAAGAGACAGAAGAAGACAACCAGUGGACCUGCAUGAGGAGGUGGAGCAACACAGAGAGGAGUGUCUCACAGUCACAUGCUUCACAGUAAAUGAAACUAAAAGUUAGUCUGAACAACAACACUGCUGCAGUCAACACAAGUGCCUCUGUCUCUCUCAGCAAACAACUUCAGGCCUUCAGGUCAACAGUACAACAAAGCCUCUGAGUACAAACAUGGCAGCAGCCAGCAGUCUCCUCUCUGAAGAUCAGUUUCUGUGCUCCAUCUGUCUGGAUGUGUUCACUGAUCCAGUCACCAUACCAUGUGGACACAACUUCUGCAAGACCUGCAUCACACAUCACUGGAAUAUUAAUGGCCAGACUCAGUGUCCUGUAUGUAAAAAACAGAUUGAUAGAAGACCUGAACUGCAUGUCAACACUUUUAUAUCGGAGAUGGCUGCUCGAUUCAGACAGUCAGUUAAAAUAAAAGCCAGCAGCAGCUCACAGCAGCACCGAGCAGACACAGGAGAAGUUCUCUGUGACGUCUGCACUGAAACCAAGAUGAAGGCCCUGAAGUCCUGCCUGGUGUGUCUGGCCUCCUACUGUGAGACUCACCUGGAGCGUCACCAGAGAGUCACAGGCCUGAAAAUACAUACGCUGAUUGAUCCUGUGGAGAACCUGGAGAGCAGGGUGUGUAAGAAGCAUGAGAGACCUCUGGAGCUGUUCUGCAAGACUGACCAGACGUGUGUGUGUCAGUUCUGCACUGAGUCAAGUCACAAGCUUCAUCAAAUUGUUCCUCUGAUAGAAGAAUAUGAAGGAAAGAAAGCUAAACUUGGAAAGACAGAGGCCGAUGUUCAGCAGAUGAUCCAGGAGAGACGACUGAAGAUUCAAGAGCUUAAGCAAUCAGUGGAGCUCAGCAAGGAAACUGCAGACAGAGUGACUACAGCCAGUGUGCAGGUCUUCACUGCUCUGAUCCAGUCUGUUGAGGGAAGUCUGGCUGAGCUCAUUCAGACAAUUACAGAGAGGCACAACACAACAGAGAAACAUGUAGAAGGAUUCAUCAAAGAGCUUGAAGAGGAGAUCUCUGAGCUGAUGAAGAGAAGCACUGAGCUGAAGCAGCUCUCACAUACUAAAGACCACCUCCUGCUCCUCCAAAGCUUCACAUCCUUAAUUCCUGCUCAACCCACCAAGGACUGGACAGAGGUCAGAGUUCACUCAUCAUAUGAGGGGUCUGUGAGGACAGCUGUGUCUCAGCUGGAGGAGACACUCAGUAAAGAGAUGAAGAAGCUGUGUGUUGACCUUGAGGUGAAGAGGGUCCAGCAGUUUGCAGUGGAUGUGACUCUUGAUCCUGAAACAGCAAAUCCCCAUCUCAUCCUGUCUGAUGAUGGGAAGCAAGUCAGUUAUGGUGACGUGAAGCAGAAUCUUCCCGACAACCCAAAGAGAUUUCUUUGUUAUUCUGUCCUAGGAAAGCAGAGUUUCUCUUUAGGAAGAUUUUACUAUGAAGUCCAAGUCAAAGGGAAGACUGCCUGGACUUUAGGAGUGGCCAGAGAGUCUGUCAUCAGGAAAGGGCGUAUCACACUGACCCCUGAGUAUGGCUGUUGGUCGAUAUGCAUGAUGAACAACAUAGUGUAUGCCGUUGCUUCAUCACCAGUCCAUCUCUCUCUCAAGUCAGAGCCUCAGCGGGUGGGGGUUUUUGUGGAUCAUGAGGAGGGUCUGGUCUCCUUUUAUGACAUAGAUGCUGCAGUUCUCAUCUACUCCUUUACUGGCUGUAGGUUCAAUGAGAAGCUGCGCCCAUAUUUCAAUCCCUGUCAUAACAAUAAUGGUAGAAACUCCACUCCUUUAAAAAUUUGUUCCAUCAAUCAAGCUGAUUAGAUGAAUCAUAACAGAGUCACUGUCAUGUAAAUGUCCCAAAUCCCUUUACUGUUUUAUUAAUAUUGCUUUGGUUUGUGUCUGUGAUUGUAUUUUUAUUUUUUCAUAAUAAUCUGGUUUUAGCACAUGGCAGUAGAAUAAUAUCUACAUGUUUUUGUUGUUGUUGUUGUUGCUUUUUAUUUGGUUUUAUAACAAUUUUACACAAUUUUCUGGUUGAGUAUAUUUACUGGUUAAUAAAUGUUUUUGAGCAUUUAUGCAAAUUGAAGAUGUUUUACAAAUUACUAUUUUGUUUAGAUGGCAAAAUAUAAUUAAAACAAUUCCAGUAAAACUUAGUAUUUCAAAAGAAAAAUAAAAUAACACUUAGUAAUUGCGAGUUUAGAUUUAUGAAUUCAUUCCAUUAUUUUAAGCUUCCAUAUUUGACUUUUUUUAAUUACAUUCUCUAUACUUCUGUGUAUUUUUUGUCAUAAUGAUAAUCUAGUUUUAGCCAAGCAGCAACCUCCAAAGCUGAAAAAUUAAGCCAAAACUGCAGUUCAUUGAAUGGCCAAUUGAGGCUGGCUCUAAAACAGAGUAAAUGCCUGUCAACCUCCAUGUUCAAAUGUCGAACAUUAUAGCAGAAAUAGACAUGUUUACAGCCUGGUAUAAAAAAUGGUUUUGGUCGCUAUGGCUCAUUAACUUUGUGAAACUUUGUAAAAGGCACAAAGUGUAGCAUCACUACAGUCUAUGUGUCAGAUUCAUCCAUCUCUCCUCCACACCUUCACCCUCUUGUUCGAAUAUGGUCACCUGUUCCAACAAAACAAGAUGUCAACAGACAAAAUGCCAAACUUGAGGCUUUGAAACAACAGUCCACAAACCAAUGGGUGAUAUCACUGUAGCCAUGUCCAUUAGUACAUACGCAGAUCAGCCAAAACAUUAAAACCACUGACUGGUAAGGUUAAUAGCAUUGAUAAUUUUGUUACAGUGCAAUGCUCUUGUGAGGAACCUUGGCUCCUGCCAUUCAUGUAGAUGCCACUUUACACACCCACCCAAACCCCAUUACAGACCAAUAGCCCCCUGGCAUGAGUGGGGGCACUUGGUCUACAACAAUGUUUAGAUGGGUGGAGUGUGUUAAGGGAAGGGGCAUUCACAUGAAUGCAAGGACCAAAGGUUUUCCCUGCAGAACAUUGCAUUGUAAUGAAAUGAUCAAUGUUAUUCACUUUUGUGGUUUUAGACCACUUUGUUUCAAAUAAUAUAAAAAAAAAUUGGUGUUGGGGAUUUGUUUUCAUAAUUUAUUUUUUUAAAUUAAUUUUACACUAUGCUGGUUUAGUUAUAUAUUUUGCUGAUUUUUAAUUUGGUAACAAUGAGCAUUUAAUUCUGAUGUGAAAUGUUUUACUUUUUUCAUGUCAUUCAAUAAUAUUUGCCAAUGAAUCAGAGAGAAUUUAUGUUUUUUUUCUUUUGAAUCUUUACAAUAAGAGCAUUUUUUUUAAAAAACUGUUAUGAAUAAAGACAAAGACUAUAACUGGGCCUUUUUUUAUAAACAUUUUCUCAGUUAGCUACUUAACAGCUAGAGAUCACUGUAUUACUGUAAAGUGUCAAUGCACUCUCUAAGUCUAUUCAUCAUCAGUGAAGAUAUUUGAAGAAUAUUCUCUUUUUGAUUGUACCUUGUUGUACAGAACAAUUGUUGCUAGCAUAUAGAGAUAGUUUGUAGUUAAGCACAGCUAGUUUGAAUUUUUAAUUAAGGAGAAAUGCCUUUGAAAGUCAAGCAAUCACUGUGGGAGUCUGUACAGUCAGCCUCCUACUUUCUGUUAGUCUGAGAAACUAUUUCUGUCUGACAUCACAGAUUGUAGUCUGAAACCAGUCUGGUAUAUCUUUUAAUGUUUUGCCUUCUUGCCUGAAAAGACAACGAUUUAUUAACCAAAAUCUAAUUCCUUAUUAGAGAUUCUAAAUUCUCUGUAUGUACUGUUAGGACUGUGAUGUGCAUGGAGAGAAAAAAUUUGUGUACAUUUUGAGUACUGUAGUACUUCCAGUCUUGGGGCUCUAGUUUGGCAGACCAGGCGAGGCGGGGGCGCAGCGCACCUGCGCUUCGCCAAAUGGGUGUGGCCAGGCAGAUUUUGUAAGUUUAGCACACUACUCCUCUUUCCCACCUCUGUCCCUCCUACCGGCACAAGUCGGAAAGAGGGAGGAGAGAAGGCGUGGAGUGGGUUUUACACACAUCACACCAAUCAAAUGAGCCCCUCUCCUCGCCCGUAAAUGCGCCGCGUGAAGGCGUAAUGAGAGUUUACUCAAUUUGCCAUGGCAGAAGAGAGCACUGCUCGAAACUAGCUCUGCGCAGGGUUCGCCAACCUGCGCCACCCUGCGUUGCCCCGGGAAACUAGAGCCUUAAGAGUUUAAACUAAUAUUGUGUAUUAGUUAUGGGAGUGGAUGUUCUCUCUCAUUAUGUUUACUGUUUCAGGAAUGAUGUAAUUCAAGUUCGGCAUCUUAGUCAACCUGGUUUCAACAGCCAUCUACUGUAGCAGUGUACUGUGUGUGUGUGUGUGUGUGUGUGUGUGUGUGUGUGUGUGUGUGUGUGUGACACUGCCCUUUAGAUGAUUUUUUUUUCUGAUGCUGGGAGCUGGCUUUGAAUGCAUCACAGAUGGUGACAUAUGCCCUUUCAAAUCAAUUUUCAAUUCCACAGUCACACAUCUACAAUAAAAAAUGACAUUGAACUAAUAUGAUGAUGGUUAAAGCUGUUAUGAUACCUCUGACAUGACAUGGGUCUCUCAGUUUUCAGCAUCUCAUCUCUCAUUGUGUGUUUGUCUUGUGUUUUCUCUACAGUGUAGAUCUGCAUUUCUAACCAUUAAACAGGACUAUUGACUCAAAUGUGACA